Messenger RNA from Drosophila persimilis, 1060 nucleotides. RefSeq names its product S-formylglutathione hydrolase. Bases 18 to 1034 code for a protein of 338 amino acids. NCBI's taxonomy places the organism in Eukaryota, Metazoa, Arthropoda, Insecta, Diptera, Drosophilidae. Gene Ontology annotation, molecular function: S-formylglutathione hydrolase activity. Gene Ontology annotation, biological process: formaldehyde catabolic process. The record is from RefSeq and is a predicted model, not a curated record. Gene Ontology annotation, cellular component: cytosol. The transcript is spliced from 2 exons.
UCAAGAUACCCUCUGGAAUGAGCAAGAAACCUCGUUUGAAGCGGCCUGCUAAUAGCCCAUCGUUUAGGCUCCCGAGCAUCAGUGGAAGGAGUAGCUUCGUCUUUUUAUUUAACCCACCAAAAAAGACUCUGGGAGUGCUUAGCUUUGGCCAUAUUAUAACAGCGAACAUGAUGCUCGAGCUGAUUUCCAGUGUAAAAUGCUUCGAAGGCGAGCAGCGCGUCUACCAGCACAGCUCCAAAACGCUGGACUGCGACAUGACCUUUGGAGUGUUUCUGCCGGCCGCUGCCCUUGAAGACAAGACGCCCUGCCCGGUGCUAUUCUUCCUGAGCGGUCUCACCUGCACGCACGAGAACUUCAUACAGAAGAGCGGCUUCCAGAAGUACGCCGCCCAGCACGGGCUCAUCGUGGUCAAUCCAGACACCUCGCCCCGUGGCAUCAAACUGGAGGGACAGGAUGAUGCGUACGAUUUCGGAAGCGGUGCCGGUUUCUAUGUCGAUGCCAAACAGGAGCCCUGGUCGAAGCACUACAAGAUGUACAGCUAUGUCACGGAAGAACUUGUUGAAUUGGUCAAUGCCAAUCUCCCAGUGGCGGCCGGAAAACGUGGCAUCUUUGGCCACAGCAUGGGUGGACACGGUGCCUUGAUCUGCGCCCUUAAGAACCCUGGCCUCUACAAAUCGGUCUCGGCAUUUGCCCCCAUUGCCAAUCCCUCGGAGGGUGCAUGGGGCCAAAAGGCCCUCACCGGCUACAUUGGCGCUAAUAAGGCUGACUGGGACCAGUGGGAUGCCACCCGACUGGUCUCCCAGUACGAGAGCACGCCCCAGGAGCUAUUCAUCGAUCAGGGAUUGGCGGAUAACUUCCUUGCCGCCAAGCAACUGCUGCCGGAGAAUCUACUAGCGGCCGCCGACUCCAACGAACAUAUUCAGACCAUCUACAAGCAGCGCGAAGGCUACGAUCAUGGCUACUUCUAUAUAUCCACAUUCGUGGGCGAACACAUUGCCUACCAUGCCAAUCUAUUGAAGGCAACCAAUGUUUAAGAAUUAAAUUCUGUUAAAGAACUGAA